Molecule: messenger RNA, 4362 nt
Organism: Aspergillus affinis
Lineage: Eukaryota; Fungi; Ascomycota; Eurotiomycetes; Eurotiales; Aspergillaceae
Exons: 7
Coding region: 1-4362 (1453 amino acids)
Biological process (GO): nucleoside metabolic process
Molecular function (GO): protein binding; catalytic activity
Source: RefSeq, a predicted model, not a curated record
AUGGCCACGCGGACAAGAGACUUUCACUAUGAUGAUUACACGGUCGCAUGGGCCUGUGCGCUCCCACUGGAGAUGGCGGCGGCAGCAGCGAUGUUAGACGAGCGGCACAGUGUACAUAAUGUGGUCAUUGCAUGUCUCCCGUUGGGGAUGUACGGCACGACUUCAGCAGCGACCGUCGCGAGCCAGAUGAGGAAUACAUUUUCCUCAGUCCGAUUUGGGCUCAUGGUGGGAAUUGGGGGCGGUGCACCUAGCCAAGCAGUUGAUAUAAGGCUUAACGAUGUGGUUGUUAGCAAGCCGACGGGGUUGUUUGGAGGGGUAGUACAAUUCGACAUGGGCAAAACAGUCAGCCAAGGGCAAUUUGUAAGAACUGGCUCUUUGAAUAAACCGCCUCCGGUGCUCCUAACAGCUUUGUCCACGCUGCAAGCAAACCACCUGGUGGCUGGGAGUCGAAUCCCGGAUUUACUUCGUGAGAUGGUAAUCAAGUACCCUCUAAUGAGGGAGAAAAUCACUUAUAUCGGGAAGGAUCAGGAUCGGCUGUUUGAAUCAAGCUAUAAACAUGAAACACUGGAGAAAACGUGCAAUCUUUGCGACAUUAGAAAAAUGGUACAAAGACCAGCUCGAGCUACCCCAGGUCCUGUUAUUCAUUACGGUUUAAUCGCGUCAGGCAAUCAAAUCAUGAAGGAUAGCGCCAUGAGAGACCACUGGGCCCAAGAGCUUGGAAUUAUUUGCUUUGAGAUGGAGGCAGCGGGCUUGAUGGAUAUAUUGCCCUGUCUUGUUAUCCGAGGAAUUUGUGAUUAUGCCGACUCACACAAAAACAAACAGUGGCAAGAGUACGCAGCCGUGACCGCUGCAGCGUAUACGAAAGAAUUGCUUUUGAUCGUUGCUCCAACGCAAGUUGUCGAUACGCCGACGUAUAUCUCAAGCGAACUGAUGUCCUACCGUCCAAAAUACAGAUUUCCAGAUAAUGGGUAUCAAUUAUAUCAUUUGAAGACCAACGAACAUUUCGGCUCUGGGAAGACAACAAUAGGAACAUCUGUUGUUGAAACUGCUAAGUAUCGGUUGUCUGGUAAUAGAGUUCCGACUGCCUUUUUCUAUUGUGAAAGUGAUCGACCUGAACUUCUUGAGGCAGACCACAUCGUGGCUAGUCUUAUCAAACAAUUAUGCAAAUUUCUACUCCGUACCUCUCAGUUACUUCCGGAGGAUGUUACUACUGAUAUUGAAAGGUUAUACGGAACUAAACGAGUGAAACCCGAUUUUGAAAAUCUCCGAGAUCUCUUUGUUCGUAUUUUUGACCGCGUCCCUGGUACAGUUUACAUUAUUGAUGGACUUGAUGCACUAAGUGCAAAGGGUGUAACUGAAGUGCUGAAACUGUGCCGGUUCCUUUGGGUAUAUCUCCAGCUAGAAAUUCUUUGGGACACGUGCGACACAGAUGCUGAAAUACGAAAAGCGCUAGGCAAUCUACCUAGAGAGCUAGAAGAAACAUACAGUCGAUGCUUGCAAAGAAUGAAUCUGCAAGAUUGCCGAGCUUUAAAGGUUCUCAAAUGGGUCAGCUUUGCAAGUAGACCGCUGCAUAUCGAAGAGCUCAAGGAGGCCAUUGCCAUAGAGAUCUAUGACACUGAAUGGGAUGCUUCAAAGAUACCCCGGGCAAACUCUGUACUAACAGGGUGCGCAAAUCUCGUUAUAGUUGAUCCGUUCGAUAACUGCGCCCGAUUCGCGCACUCAUCUGUGAAACAGUACUUUCAGGCAGAGAGUAAUUCAAUACCAGAGUAUCCUAAAACUUCAGAACAAGGCGAGCUAGAAUGCGGAGAGCUUUGUGUUAACUACUUGUGCUUUAAAGAUUUCAGCCUGCAGAUCACGAAGCAGAGCAAAGAAGUUGCCAUUUCUCUGCCUAACCCAGUCUCUGUGGUACGCCAGUCUCUCUCAUCAUCUAUUGGAAAGCUAUUGCCUCGAUCCUGGAGAAACCAGACAGGGUUUGCCUUUAGGCAGGUUCGAAAUCUACGGGCUACACAACCAGAUCACUCCCGAUAUGCCUUUCUCAGCUACGCAGUUAUGAACUGGGGCCUGCAAACAAAGGCAAUUACUCGUGCUUCUCCUGUGUGGGAAGCAUUUGAGCAGCUUGCUUUGAGAUUCAGCGACACUUGGAAUUUCCACCCAUGGGUCCCUAGUGGUCGUUCUGCACGUGCGUAUCUCCACGGUCUAUUUGGAUGGGCAGUAAGGGAAAGGCAUCUUCCACUUCUUUCUAUUGUUCUCUCUGCCUACGAUGAUUUGGAGACGAUUUGUAACCUGCCCCUUGUUGAAGAGCGUAUCCCUGCGCUUCACGUUGCAUCAAAGUCAGGAUAUCACGACAUCGUCGAAGUCCUGUUGCAAUACUGCGAUGUAAACUUGCAAGACGUUGACGGCUAUCUGGCAUUACAUCAUGCAGCAAACAAGGGACAUGGAGAAGCUUCCAAAUUGCUUGUCACUGCCAAAGGGGCAAGCAAUUACCGUGCUCCCAAGUUGAAAUGUAUUCCCCUAUGGCUCGCAGCGGCCAACGGCCACGACCACAUUGUAUCUCUGUUACUAGAGAACGACGAAAACAUUGAAACAAAAGAUGUCGGGGGUCGUGACACGCCACUCUUGAUAGCUACGAAGAACAAUCACUACUCAACAGCUAAGAUCUUGAUUCAAAGAGGUGCCAAGAUUGAGGCGAGAGAUCCUUCUGGAACCAGCCCUUUAAUGUGGAGUUUAAAAAAUCGAAACGAUAUGAUAAUGAAACUCUUGAUUGAAGAAGGCGCUAACCCAUCAGUCGUCGAUGGAGGCGCAGAAGGAUUGCUGACUUGGGCCGCGAAUAAAGGGUACGAAAUGGUAGUGCAAAGGCUUUCCACAACUGUAACAUCCUUAGAGGCCAAAGAUAUGGACGGCUUUACAGCACUAUCACAAGCGGCAAUACAGGGCCACGACUCUAUCGUCAAGUAUUUGCUCCAGAAGGGCGCGAACACGGAGUCAAGAGAUGAGUAUACCGGUCGCACGGCUUUAUCAUGGGCCGUUCGCGCUUUCGACACGGUCGUAAUUCAGACACUACUCGGCCAAGGUGCUCAUCUUGAAGCCAGAGAUGGAUUUGGGCGGACACCCUUAUCUUGGGCUGCAGAGGAAGGGUCAGCAGCUGUAGUACAACUUCUUAUUGAUCGGGGAGCGAACGUUGAAUCAGACGAUGCUAGUGGUCGAACACCGCUAUCUUGGGCCGCGGGUAGUGGAAAUGCAGAGGUUGUAGAGUUGCUAUGCGGCCAUGGGGCAGACCCGGCAUCUCAGGAUUAUGACCUUGGUCGAACUCCGCAGUCAUGGGCUGCAUUGAAUAAACACGAGGCCACAGCGGCCCUACUGCUAGGACAAGUAAAAAGCGGAUCGAGUCUUCGGUCCAUGGAGCUUGAACUGCUGCAAGCCACCAAAGAUGACGAUGUUCCUUCACUGAGACGUAUCUUGAGCAUUGCCCAUGCCACAGGCUAUCUUGGAGAAACUGCCUUACGAGCGUGCCUGAUUGAAAGUGUGACAAGAGGAAACAUUGAUACAACACAGUGUCUUUUUGACUUCAGCAUGUCAUCUCCCAGAGUUGUACAUUCAGCACUUCUCCGGGUCAUCAAAACCAACUACGACAAAAUUCUACUCAUGAUGCUGGAUUAUGGGGCUUCAUUGGGCUUGAGAUACGCGGAUGGCAAUACUCUGCUGAUGACCGCUGCUUUGAAGGGGUAUCAGAAUUCUGUUAAGAUGACCUGCUCGAUUAAAUACUCAGCGCUGGUUGCUCGCUUAACGAUCGUGAUUGUGUGGGCCGAACUCCGCUUCAUUGGGCUUGCGCUACUGGGAAAUAUCGAAUGGAGUAUGAGCGCUUUACACUUUGCAGUUACAUAUGCCUGGAAUGACAUUGUCUUGCUGCUUUUGAGAAAUGGAGCAGAUCCUAAUAUUUCGAAUGAUGAAGGAAACACGCCCCUUCACUUUGCCGGAAUGUUUGGCUUGAUGGAAAUUGCUCAGACGCUCCUGCUGUCUGGAGCCAAGGUAACUGAACAGAACGUUGACGGAUCUACGCCUCUUCACAUCGCCGCUCGUGCUGGUCAGGCAAAUGUUGUCGAGAUCUUGCUUCAAGAAUUACCACUGCCUCUGCUCAGGAAAUUAGAAGGAUUAAAGGAUCGACAUGGCCAGACGGCGCUUUCGCUGGCUACGUCAAACGGUCACGAAGCAGUCGUCGACUUAUUGAGCUAUGGUGGAAUUGGCAUUUCUAGCAAAUUUACAACCCCUUCAACGUUUGGCUCGAUUACCCCCUCAACGUUUGGCUCGAUUACAAAGGAGCUCUCUCGCUCAGUAUCAGGUUAUAAUUAUGAAGACUCCGAAUGA